Molecule: messenger RNA, 5826 nt
Organism: Amoebophrya sp. A120
Lineage: Eukaryota; Dinophyceae; Syndiniales; Amoebophryaceae
Source: the annotation of a GenBank genome assembly
CGCAAAGUGGAACAUUGAAUUAAGUAUGUCGUGAAUGAGUUACUAAAGUUUCGAUCUUCGUGCAAUGUGCAAGCAAUCGACACUCGAACUCGAGCGUGACAAUUUAAAUUUUGCAGUAGUACUUAAAACCAAAACUACGCUACACGAAGAAGCUUGUUUUACCUGCACAGAUAGCUGUCGCUUGUUCCCCGAGAAUACAACUGAAUCAUAUAGUUCCCCGAGAAUACAACUAACUUGACUCUGGUGCCCGCCGAAGUCCUGAUAAAGAACCCGUAGUUGACUUCAAGUAGUUUCGGAAGCCUUCUUCUACUUCUUGCGGACUUUUCUUUUCUGCGGUCAGGGUGAUUGGAAAGAGCUGAGCCCCUGUUUCGAGAACCGUCGAUACGGAACCGUGCUGAUGGAGAACUCUGAGUGAGCGGAAGACGGGAUUUUGGUUUGUGCUGCGCCACCUGGAGAACGCGUAGCAGCAUCGAAUCCAUCAAUCAUCAAAGGCCAUCGGACAAAGCAACUGGCCUCGCAACACAAAUAGCAGAAGACGCUGUAGUUGUUUUGUCAGUGCCCCCUCUCUAUGCCUCCUCGGGGUGACUAAGUAAUUCAGGUACUGCUGAAUACGUCGUGUCCAAAGUCCAACCAGGCAGCGCGGUUGCAUGAACAGUAACAGAAAGAGGAGCAACAACUACACCGUCGAUGAGACAGACGAGGAAAGAUAAAGAAUCUGAACCAGGGGAGCCACGAGGACGUACUUCGCGUCAAUCUUCUAGAAGGCCUUGUAGUACUUACUAACCGGCAUCAAGAUCAAGAAGAAUAGUACCAGCUGCUCUGUCUUUCCUAACACCUCUGAAGACGUUGCUCCGGUACCAACACCACGGCGUCUCCUUCCACUUCUCCCAUCGAGAUCGAAGCUUAUCCUGAGAACCGAAAGGAGCAAACUACGUCCCGCAUCUUCUAGCUGCCCCAGGAACAAAGAACAGCUUGAAAAUGGAGGCGCUCACCAAGCCGCUCCGGAACAUUUUCCGGAUGGUGAUGCGGGGCGCACCGAUGAAGCCGUCCACCGAGGUGCAGGAAGUGCUGAUGCAGUUGCAGAUUAUGCCCAAGCACCUGGCGAAAUUGUACAAGGUGUUCUCGGAGCUGAAACAGGCGGAAAAGGAUAUGAUCUUGAGGAAAAACGUUCCCACGCCACUAUACCAAGAAGUAGGGAAAAUCUGUAUACAUAUAUCAACGAAAAAAAAAAUUCGCGCAAGCCACCACUUUUCGGAUUGGAGCGCAUGAAAAAAAUCGAUACAACAACUUUGCAUCGGAAGAUGAGGUAUUCGUAUUUCCGGGUGGGAAAUGUUUUUCCACCUGAUAAACAAGCACCGCACCAUCACCACGGCCUCCGAGGUCGCGACCAGUAGUCUGAAGACCCUGGUCCCCCACCGAAGAAAGUGGGUCGAAGGAUGUCUCGAGCGGCUGGUCGAGUUUGGGGGCUGCUUUGACGUGGUCAACUGGGAUGAAUUUUUGUACAUCUUUUUGAAGUUCAACAGUCUCUCCAAAGUCGAGCUCUGCCAGGCCAUGUUCUACAUCAUCGUGAAGGACGUAAAGUUACCGUAAGAAAAAGAGAUUGUACGUGUAUACUUUUUUGGUUUUGACGGUGCAGGGAUAUCAUGAUGAUUACAAAUCUGUCCGGCAUGACAGCAAAAACCUGGCAUGCUUAACUAGUACACGAAAACGCGCUUGAAUGAGCCCUAAAAUGCAUGACCAGCAUGACAGACGCAAUCGCCUUGCGUAAUGCACAAAAGCAGUCUUUUUUUCUUGCAUAGAAGUCGUGGACCAUCCACUACCUGACGUGCACGCAGCUUUCGGAGUACUACUCUCUGUACGAUGACUGCCCUGUCGAGUCGUUUUCCACCAGCGAGAUCAAUUUUGCGGCACUCCCACUGCACCGCUACUACAUCGCAGACUUCGUGGAGCUCUGUCACAGGUAUGCUAGUCGUGUAGUUAAAACCUUGUCGUUGUCCGCAGCUCUACGUCUUUCCUAUUCGUAUUGCAAAGACAAGAUGAUGAUGAAGGUGAGGCACGUAAUGGUUGUUCUACUGACAUGGCAAACUACUGCAGGUAUUCCCAACUUAUCAACCCUUUGAUCCACCUCCAACGCUCCCUGCAGUCUUCGCUCCCUAUCCCACAUCAAAAAAGCCGCCAGCGUAUCACAAUUGUAAAUGCAAAAAGAAAUACGAAUACCAAUACAAGACACGUCUGCAGGAGCCCAUGGAAUGCUGCUUAGCAUACACUAGAGAGCUUAUCCUUAUGUACUUUUGCGUAUUCAUUUUUGCAUUUAUACGGAUGAUAUGCUAUCAUACUUGCUUUUUUCUGUUGGAUAUUCCCGUCCCUCGCCUUCUGGAACGACUACGACCGCGUCGAGUCCGUGAAUCGCAGGAUAAACCUGGAGUUUUUCCGCGUGAAGCGCGCCAACAUCUUUCUCCGCGGCGACCCGCCGUUUAAGGAGGUGUCGGACCUUAUGGGAGUGUCAGGAUUGAAAUCGUCAAAGUUGAAAUCAUUUGUAAUGCAUAAAAUCGAUACCAGACGGAAGCCCAAUUUCCCAGCGGCGCAUGACAAAUUUCGGCACCGUCUAAAACCGGUUUGUCAUGCUGUUUAGGAACAGAAGGCGCCUUUUGUGAUGCUACUUUAGCAGCUCUAUUCCAAACCCGAAACAGGCUUACAAUCGGCCUCAUUUGUAAUCCCUGCAACAGAGGCACUUCAUGCCUUGCAAUUUCUGCAUGAGAAAUUAUUUCAACUUUGAGGAUUUCAAUCCUGACGCUUCCAUAGACCUGCUCAUUCCAGACACCUUUGGCGGCCAGCGUGCGAACCUGAACCAGUGGCAUAUGGAGUUCUCAAAUGUUACAUUCUCAACUGUUACGUGAAUUUGUAAUGCAAGAGUGGCAAAAUUGAAAGGGGGAAGAUUGCGCCUUUUGCAUUACAGGUUUGGCGUAGAUUCUCAUGCUAUCUAGCAAGUCGCGAACUUGUCAUGCGAAGCAGCUUGAUCGUGUAGAUAUGCAUGGCUAAUUUGCAUCACAAAUCCAUGUAACAGUUGAGCUUGAGAGUGUAACGUUUGAGAACGCCAUAUGGCAGCGCAGGAUGGGUCACUACGACUUCAAACAGGGCGUCUGGCCAGACUUCACCCUCGAAAAGGCCCGGAGACAAGCCGAAGAAAAGGCGAAGGGUACAGCUCUUUACUGUAUGAAACUUUGCGUAUAUUCUUGUAAGACGAUCACGAUGCGGCCAUGAAGUUCAAGACGAAGACAAUAUUUGAUUUUUGAUGAUGUCUGUUUUCUCAAAUAUCCGGGUACCCCGGACUCAAGUGACUUCGCAACAAUCUAACGCGAUGAAUGCCCGAAUGCGAAGAACGCCAGACUGUAUAACAGAGCUGCGCACCGGCACCACACGACCCGCGUACAACAAAAUAUAAAUUAGAAAUACUAAUACUGUCUAUCCUUAUCGAAUGAAACACAGCCUCUCUGAACCCGGGCGACGAAGCCGCCGAUCUGGGUUCCCUUCCAAUAGACCACAUGGCCGACCCAGACACAGCUGCGAUGAUCAAGCAACAGAGCAUACCGAACCUGGUCGGCCAUCCCAGCCUAAUGAACCACGGGUCCUCCACGGUGGCGCGGAUCAUGAACGGCGACGCGGGAAUGGGCGGCGGCAUGAUGGGCAUGCCCGGCGGGGGCAUGCCGGGCGGCGCCGGCAUGAUGGGCGGCGGCGGCGGUGGACCCAUGUUGGGGGCGGAUGGAAGUAAUGUUUAUGUUCUUGUUUUGUUACACUUAGUGUUAGUACACACGCGCAGUUGCAAGCACGGAAAUGCCAUCAGAUUUUGAUAUAUCAUGUUUUGUGAAAGACAGAGGAGAGAAAUACAGCUCAAUCGAUGACGAUGUCUCACUCUCAGAUCCAGUUGGCAAUAUGAUGGCUGCGCCACCCCUCCCGGUGAACGAGGUGCCCGAUUACCUGCGGUUAGGCGUGCAGCCAACAAACUACGGCAUUAACGACGAGAACGUCCCGAGAAUACCCCAACACAUCACGUCCGCACUAUCAAAUGUAAAAAUGUCUGGGUCUGGAAACUUGUGAUGCUGGGUGGCGUCUCAUGAUGAGGCCACAAGUGCUGGCUCAGCAUGACAAGUUUCUGAGCUUCUAGGUGUUGCCUAUUCUGCAUGACAAACUGCGUUUCUGCAUCACAGAAAAGUGGAGCUCUACUUGGGUAACGUGCGUGACAGAUUUAAGAGUUGCGCAGUCUGUUAAGCAUGACAGAUUUAAGAGUCAUGCCAGACAAGCAUGACAAACAUGCAUUCUUCCAGACCCAGACAUUUGCAUUUGAUACGCACAGAUACGGCACAACAUUGGCUUGACCUACGCCGGUCAGUACACUGAUCGGGUCGCGCCCAACGUCGGAAGUAUAUUAGUGAAUGUGUGGUCAUUUUGUUUUCGUAAAUUUUUUUUCUGAAAUUAUGCGAAUGCACCGCUGCAGCGUCAAAAAGGAUAAAGUUGGAACUUUGUCAUGCGUUUUAUGCUGUUGAAAUCUUUAUCUUUUGCGAUCAGACAUACGCGACUUGCCAAAGUGGAUGCAGCGCUACGUGACGAUUCCAGAGAAAUCGGAAUUUCAAUGUAUUUUCUAGCAUGCUGUUGUCUUCUUGUCUGCUUUGAUUGUGUUUCAUUGCCUGUAGAAGAUGAAUGGCUGCGGGAAUUCAAAUGCACGAGCGAAAUCUCAUCAUAGAUUCCCGAGUAUGAAGUAGUGUAGUGCCUCUCUUACAAGUAGAAAAUUGCCUCGUCUGGGUCGUGGGUGUGUCGUGAAAAAGAACUUCCUAGAGUCGAAGCUUCUUCUUGUUUCAUGUCAUUCUCAUUUCAUGUCCGUAGAAGAUAGGUGUAGAGCCUGCUUUAAUAUCGCAUCACUCAUGCCUUGCGCAAUACUCCGCGACUGCUAUCUGUCGAUGCCGCUGAACGCUUUCGUCGUUUCUCUCGUCAUCUCGUCUCCUUUUUCUUUUUCCAACGGUAAGAGAGGCACUACCACUAUAUCUAUCUUCUACAAGCAAUGAAAUGCCAGUAGCAGUAUCACCUGAAACAAGAAGACAGCGGCUGGGUAGACAUGGGUUCGGGCUAGUAUAGGUCAAGCACGACCGAAUUUCUUUGUCCAUGCUCAGAAGUAGACUAAGGGCAAGAAAGUAGGGUAGCUGACAAUCGACCUAGUUCUCGAUGCGAUAGCCAGUCCCUACGAAGGUAGUUGCCUUCUCGUCUAGUAUGGGUUUCUAGAAGAUCUUCUUGCGCAAAAUGCUUUUCUGAUUACCCAUGUUGUAUGGGCCAACGGGCACAUAAUUAUCCACCUACAGAAAUCGACGAGCUGCCACAGUGGAUGCAUCAAUACAUAACCAUUCCGGCCCGUCGGCGAACCAAGGUGGAGCGGUUCGGCGAAGUUGACUUUAUUCGGUCGAUCCGGCAGCAGAAGCAGCGCCAGGACUCCUGCAUCAAUCUGAUGGAGAUGGCGAACGACGUACCCUUGGUGCCCAGGCCCAUGCAGGAGUUCGCGCUCGAUCCGAAUUUUGAAAAAGAUGAGGACGCCGAAUGAGAAUAUAAUUGUAAAGUAUGCGAUAAAGCAGGACAGUGUUCGUACUAGCUAUCCUCUUCUUACAACUCGAAUUCGAAUCUUUUGCAAGUGGAGCAACGAAACGCGUGCAGCCCCGCUAGUAUGUUUCCUCGCAUUUUUUUUCGAUCCUCACAUCCGAUGCAAAAAUAUUUUUUGUCUUUUGCGUCGGUAGUGAGCAUCGGAGUUGUCCCUGCGCAGGACCUACCCGGUUUUGAAUUCACCAC